Molecule: messenger RNA, 860 nt
Organism: Zea mays
Lineage: Eukaryota; Viridiplantae; Streptophyta; Magnoliopsida; Poales; Poaceae
Exons: 4
Coding region: 18-860 (280 amino acids)
Source: RefSeq, a predicted model, not a curated record
UUUUUCUUUAAAAAGCUAUGGUUGGAAAAGGCUCCCCAAGGUUCAACAUAGGUGGUUCCCCAAAGUUGCGUAGGUUCAUUCCUACAACAAGUGCUACUAAAAAGAAGACUUCUCCUAAAUGCAGUGGGGCAAAAAAGAGUGGAAGUUCUCCAAGAGUGAAACAAAGAGCGGAUUGGAAUCCAGACCUUGAGAGGUCUCUGGUUGACAUUCUCCAUGAAUUUAAAGAUAGUGGAUAUAGAGGUGACAAUGGUUGGAACUCCGAAGGGUGGAAUAGAAUGGUCAAGGAGUUUCAUGUGAGGAACAAGUAUGUCUCCUUUACAAAGUCCCAAAUUCAGGAUAAAGAAGGUCAGCUGAAGAGAGACUACAAGAUGCUCAAAGCAGCAAAGCAACAGAGUGGGUUCACCUGGAAUGAGAAAAGGAAUAUGGUUGAAGGACCACCAGCUUUGUGGGAGAAUCUCAUGGUGACAUUUCCUAAAAUGAAGAAGUUUAACAACAACAAGGCAACCUUCCCGCUCUUUGAUGCUUUGGGAGAGCUUUAUGAUGGACACUUGGCUGAAGGGACUUGGAAUUGCACUUCUCUUGAGGCACCGCAAGAGGAAGAACCGAAUGAGCAACUUCAGGAUGCAGAAGAUAGACCACAAGGCUUUGAUCUGAAUGUUGUUCAUGAUGUAGAUGAUGAAGUUGAUGAUGCACUCACUGAAAGGAAUGAAGAUAUGCUUCAAGGAAGGGCUAAUACUCUGUCACGAGAUGAAGAAAGUGGACAGCGAAGACCUGCUGCGUCAAGAAACAAGCAAGAAAAGGAACCAAAGAAGCCUGGAAAGAAUGAUAACAUAGAAAAUAUGAUGAACAAAUACAUAUAA